This is a messenger RNA of Symbiodinium necroappetens, 1299 nucleotides long. The record is from the annotation of a GenBank genome assembly. Lineage: Eukaryota; Dinophyceae; Suessiales; Symbiodiniaceae.
AUGAGACGAGCCGGCUUGCGUGUUGGAGAUAUGCACUUUCGGACUGAAGUGUUGAAGACGCUGAAGCUGCGCUACGAGGAGAAGUCGAAGGACUACGAGGCUUUGAAGAAAAACCUGGAGAUGGAGUUCCAGCGAGUUUCUGUCGAAGGUCGCGAGAAAGCAGAGUUGGAGCAGCGCAACAAGGAGCUGGCUUGCCGUGCAGUUCGGCUGCGAUUCCCUCAGCAGGAGGUCGCCAAGCGUGGGCCGAAUCUCUAUGAGGUCAAAGGCCGUGCAGUCAAGCUGCAACUGGCUCCAGGACGUAGUGGCUUCUUGGAGCCGUUCGUUGUGGACGGUCCUUUGAAGCAACCUUUGGACGAUUACCUCUCCGGCUCCGGCCGCAAUGAUGGAGGCGAUGCUCUUGGCCGUGCUGCUCCAGUUGCAUUUGAGUGGAGGAUGGAAGCAGAUGCUCGAGAGACCCACGCCAAGCAGAAGCUGUCGACAUCGCCUUCACCGGAGAAGCGGCACCGCCGACCAGCCAUCACAAGCAUCAGCGUCCAUGAACCAACCAAACUUCCGGAUCUGUCCAUGCUUCUGUCCAUUUCCAUUCGUCAGCGUCCCUGGGCCACCGUUGCCGGCUCCGGCUCCACGGGUCCCGUUCACCCGAACGGCUGUGCCCUCGGUCAUCCGCCCAAAGAAGUUAUCGUCAUCACCAUCAUCAUCCUCAUCAUCACCAUCAUCCUUUCACUUAGCUUUGUUAUGAGGCUUUGCCCUUGGAUAGUCUUGGAAGCGGAUGCUUGCGGCAAUGGCAAGGUUGCUGCAAAGGUCUUGGGUCUUAGCAGCAGCGCCGAACACCGCGUCUACUUUCCGACAAGGCCUCCGGUCCUGGUGUUUGGCACGGUCCCGCAGAGUCCACAAAGUCCUGGCCCAGCGAUUCCCAAAGUCCCGGAGGAGUUUGGGCCACCGCCUGGGGCUGUGCCGGCGCCGUUUCCCGCGCCGACACUGGUGCCGCCAAUCCACGCCGAGGAAAGCCGCGCGGAAGUGCCAGCCCCCUUUGAGCCGCAGAAGCUUCUCUCCUUGAAGGAACUCCAGGAGGCUUUCUCGGCGCUGCAGAGCGACGUGCUGUCCCUUCAGGGUGAACUCCAGUCCAUUCGUGCCGCCAGAGGCGAUCCGGGCCAGCAGCCGACAGAGGCGUCAAUGGCGCUACAAAGCGAUGAUAUAGCCGAAGCCGAGACGGACACCAGCGAGGACGCAUCCACAGAGCGGAGCUGCCGAAACUUACGCCGAAGUUGGUCGGAAUGGUCGCGGACGGAUAAAACAUGA